Messenger RNA from Saccostrea cuccullata (small rock oyster), 567 nucleotides. RefSeq lists its product as uncharacterized. NCBI's taxonomy places the organism in Eukaryota, Metazoa, Mollusca, Bivalvia, Ostreida, Ostreidae. The transcript has 6 exons. The record is from RefSeq and is a predicted model, not a curated record. The coding region runs from base 13 to 471 and encodes 152 amino acids.
AUUCAUGCCGCCAUGAUUCGUAAAAGGGAGAUAAUGAAGACAGUUCAUAGAGAACUUGAGGUGGAAGCUCAAAGAAAGAAAACUGUGCGUGGUAUUAGAAGCAAAAUUCUGCAGGAAUGUAUGGAAACAGUUGCCAAAAAGACAAAUUAUAUGGCCCUCAUUCGUGCAGAUAUUGACAGAAAAAUAGAAAUGAUGGAGGCACUUCACAAAGAGCUUGUGAAAUCCAAUUUAGAGUGCAGAGCAGACGAUGAUGAUGAUGAUGGUGACGAAAUGUUUGUGCCGCGGAAACUUUUCCUUUUCAAAGUGGAUACUUUCAAGAAUGAUAUGCCAAAUCAAACGAUGUCCAUUCCGAAGCCGCCUCCGUGCAUGCGAAGUUUUGAGGACAAACAUGCACAUGGUACAGAAAAGGAAUUCCCAACAAAGAAGAGAUCUAUGAGAACUCGUGUGUUGAAGUUUUUUGGAGUGAAAUGAAUUUGUCUUAGAAAAAUGAAUCUGAGAAAUUGUUCAUAUUUUUUGUUUAUUUUUUGGAGUCAUCAUUUGAUUUUGUAUUAAAUAUGUAUAUAUUUU